UCACCCUCAGUCCCUCGCAAGCUUGCAAAAAUGGAGGUGUCGUCGGUACAUGGUGUCGGUGUCCAACAUGUCCUCUGCGGCCCUUCACCCAUUUCUUCUCUCUCUAUUCUCUCUACGACUCCAUGGAGGAGCACAAGAGAUAAGAACUCUCAUCUCUGUUGUGCCACAACUCUUGUCAAAGAACGCCACACUGAGCCUCCCAACAAUGGCAGCGGAAUCCCAAAGCGGCACUCCAAGCAAUACUUGGCUAGACAGUCUGCUAUUCUUGAGGUCCAAGAUUCCUCUGACUUGGACUCGGCUCUUACAAGAUUAGGUGGGAGUUUGAAGGUCCAAGACUUGAAUGCCAUAAUACGCCAUUUUGGGAUACUGAAAAGAUGGCACGAUCUUUCUCAGCUCUUUGAAUGGAUGCAACAGAAUGGAAAAAUUAGUGCAUCAUCCUAUAGCAGCUAUAUAAAAUUCAUGGGAAAGAGCCUCAAUCCUGUAAAGGCACUAGAAAUAUACAAUAAUAUUCAAGAUGCAUCAAUCAAAAAGAAUGUUCACAUAUGCAAUUCUGUUCUUGGUAGUCUGACCAGGAGUGGCAAAUUUGAUGGAAGCUUUAAGUUAUUUCACCAGAUGAAGCAGGAUGGUUUAACACCAGAUGCUGUCACAUACAGUACGCUCCUUGCAGGCUGCAACAAAGUCAAACAUGGUUAUUCUAAGGCAUUAGAACUUGUUCAAGAAUUGCAGCGCAAUGAGCUGCAGAUGGACAGUGUAAUUUAUGGUACACUUUUAGCUGUAUGUGCUUCUAAUAAUAAAUUAGAGGAAGCAGAAGGUUAUUUUAAGCAGAUGAAGAAUGAAGGCUAUUUACCAAAUGUCUUUCAUUAUAGCUCUAUGCUUAAUGCUUAUUCUAUAAGUGGGAACUACAAAGAGGCUGAUGAUUUGGUUCAGGAUAUGAAAUCUGCAGGGUUAGUACCUAAUAAGGUUAUUUUGACAACUUUAUUGAAGGUUUAUGUCAGAGGUGGGCUGUUUGAAAAAUCAAGAGAACUAUUAGCUGAACUGGAAAGUUUGGGUUAUGCUGAAGAUGAGAUGCCAUACUGCUUAUUGAUGGAUGCCCUUGCUAAGGCUGGGCGCAUACGUGAAGCUAAAUUGGUUUUUGAUGAAAUGAAGGAGAAGUCCAUCCGAUCAAAUGGCUAUUCAUACAGUAUCAUGAUUUCAGCUUUCUGCCGAGGUGGGCUUCUGGAAGAUGCAAAGCAGUUGGCUAAGGAUGUUGAAAGAACUCAUGACAAAUUUGACUUGGUUAUGUUGAAUACAAUGAUCUGUGCCUAUUGUAGAGCAGGUGAAAUGGAUAGUGUAAUGGAAAUGUUGAGAAAAAUGGAUGAACUAAAAAUCACUCCUGAUUAUAAUACCUUUCAUAUCCUAAUAAAAUACUUCUGUAAGGAGAAGUUAUACCUGCUUGCUUAUCAGACCAUGGAGGACAUGCACAACAAGGGACACCAACCAGAUGAGGAACUUUGUUCCUCCUUAAUGUUUCUUCUUGGUAAGAUAAGAGCAUAUUCAGAAGCAUAUUCUGUUUACAAUAUUCUGAGAUAUAGCAAGAGGACAAUGUGCAAGGCCCUUCAUGAGAAGAUUCUGCACAUUCUACUGGCAGGACAGCUUCUCAAAGAUGCUUAUGUAGUAGUCAAGGACAAUGCAGGGUUGAUUUCUAAGCCUGCUGUUAAAAAGUUUUCAACUGCCUUUCUGAAGUUGGGAAACAUCAACUUGAUAAAUGAUGUGUUGAAGGUAAUUGAUGCUUCUGGCUGCAAGAUUGAUCAGGGACUAUUUCAGAUGGCCAUAUCACGCUAUAUCGCACUCCCUGAGAAAAAGGAAUUGCUUAUUCAAAUGCUACUGUGGAUGCCAGGACAAGGUUAUGUUGUUGAUUCAGCUACAAGAAACCUAAUACUGAAAAACUCUCACUUAUUUGGUCGCCAACACAUUGCGGAUGUACUGUCGAAGCAACAUAUGAUUUCAAAAGCUUCAAAAUCUCGUAACAAGGAUAACUUGGUUUGACAUCCGUGGAAAUUCCAGGUAUCUUCCAUCAUAGCUCAACAUUUUGUGAGAAAAACAGUGCAAUUUGAUGGUUGAGGUCAACACUUGGCACUGUCAAGUAUAACUUGUCUUCAGAAAUAUGAGCCAGUUGCUUGGCGUAUUACAGCCGAUGCUUCUUUGACUGGUUUGUCUGACCCUCAGUACAGUACACAAAUUGAAUAUUAAGUGUAUAACCUUUCAUGCAUGUAACCAGAUGCUGUAAUUCAGUCAUAAUCUAUAUAUAUUUAUCCAAUUUUUAUUAGUGGAUAUCA
Molecule: messenger RNA, 2315 nt
Organism: Prunus mume (Japanese apricot)
Lineage: Eukaryota; Viridiplantae; Streptophyta; Magnoliopsida; Rosales; Rosaceae
Product: Pentatricopeptide repeat (PPR) superfamily protein
Biological process (GO): mitochondrion organization; RNA processing
Cellular component (GO): mitochondrion
Molecular function (GO): mRNA binding; protein binding
Source: RefSeq, a predicted model, not a curated record